Cinclus cinclus is the source of this 1788-nucleotide messenger RNA. It is a transcript of the gene TCERG1L, whose product is annotated as transcription elongation regulator 1 like. The record is from RefSeq and is a predicted model, not a curated record. Gene Ontology annotation, molecular function: RNA polymerase binding; transcription coregulator activity. NCBI's taxonomy places the organism in Eukaryota, Metazoa, Chordata, Aves, Passeriformes, Cinclidae. The transcript is spliced from 13 exons. Bases 1 to 1788 code for a protein of 595 amino acids. Gene Ontology annotation, cellular component: nucleus.
AUGCUCCCGGCCGCCGCCCCGCGCCCUCCGCCGCUGCUGUGGCCGCCGCCCGCCGAGCCCCCCGCUCCCCCCUGGGCCUGGGUGCUGCCCGCGGCCGCGGGGCUGCUCCGGGUGGGCGCUGCCACCUCCGGGGCUCCGCCGCCGCCGCCGCUCCUGCUGCCGCCCCCCGCGCUGGUGCGGCCCGGGCCCGGCUGGAGCGGCCCCACCGAGCCCCCGCUGCUGCCGCUGCUGCCCGGGGAGCCGCUCCUGCACGGCCAGUGGAUAUUUGGAGCUCAUUCCCCCGUCGUAGGAUUUUCCCCUCCUUCCAGCGUGGAAUUCGUGCCGGUGUUCCCUCCCGUGUACACAGCCGCGGUGCCGCCUCACGCCGGGAAGUGCUGGAUUGAUAAAAGGCUGCCAAACUGCAAAAUCUACUUGAACAAUGCCUUUGCCUUGGACUCGGCCUGGGUCCAGCCUGAGGAGUCCAGGCUGUUCCAGGGGGCUGAGAAGCCUCUGCUGCUGAGCAAUCAAGUAGCCAUGGCAGUAGCCAGGCCAGCUGCUGCCUCCAGACCACUGCCCACGCUCGUCUUGGCUCCUCAGCUGAUCCCAGGUGGUUGCCAGAACAGCCUUAAAGCCAUGGGUGGCACUCAGAGCCUGGCCCUGGUGUCCCUGGAGUCCGAGCCCCUCCAGGGCCCCCCGGGGCCGAGCCUCCAGCCCUGCCACCUCCUCACCUUGUCCCCCAUCAAAAUCCCGCUGCUGGCCUCACCUUUCCCAGGUUCUGCCUCCAGGCUGGACGCUGCCAUGGGCCCCUUGGUCCCAGCACAGGUCACCCGUGUCACCGCCGUGUCCACGCCUGCUGUCACCCUCGUGGCCACCAACCUGAUGGAGCAGGCACGAGCAGAUGGUGGCAAGGAAUCGAGCAGAGGCUCCUGCGCCCCGACGCUGAUCCUGCACACCGAGAGGAAGAGUGUCCCCACGGGCAGUGACAGGGACAAGGAUCGCUCCUUCAAGCUCCUGAGUGAGGCUGACGGCGCUUCCAAGGGGAGCAAGCCCGUGGCAUCCACCCCAGUGCCAGGAUCCCCGUGGUGUGUAGUCUGGACUGGAGAUGACCGGGUGUUCUUCUUCAACCCCACCAUGCAGCUGUCAGUGUGGGAGCGGCCGCUGGACCUGAGGCACCGCGGGGACAUCAAGCGGCUGCUCGAGGACCCCCCGCACAAACGCAAGCUGGAGGCUGCAGCAACAGACAAGUGUAUGAGCUCUUGUCCAGCGGAUGAGAAUGAUGAUCUGAGCAUCAAAACUAAGAGAAAUAAAACAGAGGAGUGCCAGGCUGCGGGCCCGGGCGGCGCCGAGGAGGAGCAGGGAGGGGAGGAAGGCUCAGCCACGCAGAUCUCGCCGCCCCUGGAGGAGAGGAUCACCCACUUCAGGGACAUGCUGCUGGAGAGGGGGGUGUCGGCGUUCUCCACCUGGGAGAAGGAGCUGCACAAGAUCGUGUUCGACCCGCGCUACCUCCUGCUCAACCCCGAGGAGAGGAGGCAGAUUUUCGAGCAGUUUGUCAAGACCCGGGUCAGGGAGGAGUACAAAGAGAAGAAGAACAAGUUGCUGUUGGCCAAGGAAGAAUUCAAGAAGCUUCUGGAAGAAUCCAAGUUAUCCCCAAGGACAACCUUCAAGGAAUUCGCGGAGAAGCACGGCCGGGACCAGCGCUUCCGCCUCGUCCAGAAGAAGAAGGACCAGGAGCACUUUUUCAAUCAGUUCAUCCUUAUUCUCAAAAAGAGGGACAAAGAGAACAGGAUAAGGCUACGGAAAAUGAGAUAA